This is a messenger RNA of Acipenser ruthenus (sterlet), 1705 nucleotides long. RefSeq names its product Fc receptor-like protein 2. NCBI's taxonomy places the organism in Eukaryota, Metazoa, Chordata, Actinopteri, Acipenseriformes, Acipenseridae. The transcript has 10 exons. Gene Ontology annotation, molecular function: transmembrane signaling receptor activity. Bases 38 to 1705 code for a protein of 555 amino acids. The record is from RefSeq and is a predicted model, not a curated record. Gene Ontology annotation, biological process: cell surface receptor signaling pathway.
CACUGAGCUCAGCAUUGUGAGAGUGUCUUCAGACAGAAUGCAGGCUUGUGAACUCGCCUUAGUGAUGUGGCUGACCACACUGACGGGCUCCGGACAGUCACAAGAUAAACGCGUGACCCUGCAGACUGAACCCCAGCCUGUGUUUGAGGGAGACACUCUGGUUCUGCGAUGUAUUGUCCGUUAUGGUUAUACACCAGACAGCAUUGACGUUUACAAAGAUAAUAUAGUUUUCCAGUCCCAGGCCGGCAAAGCGAUGCGUGUGGAUCGCGUUCCAAAGGGGCACGAGGGGUCCUACAAGUGCAGAGCGUGGUGGAGAUCUGUUUACUUUGUUGACUCUGCAGAGGUGUGGGUGUCAGUGAGAGAGCUGUUUAGCAAACCCACUCUGACAUUGACCCCUGUGAGUCCAGUGUGGGAGGGAGAGGCUGUGACUCUGCAGUGUGGGGCUCACAUAAAUAAACAGGGCACACAGCUGCAGUACCGCUAUAGCAAAGAGGGGACGGAUCUGAGAGGAGCUGGAUCACAGGAUCAGCACUGGAUCCCAGCGGCAGGGCUGAGAGACACAGGGAGAUACCAGUGUGAGGGGGAGGCAGCAGGGACGGGGCUGAAGAAAAGGAGUGAUCCUGUGUCACUGACUGUGAGAGAGCUGUUUAGCAAACCCACUCUGACAUUGACCCCUGUGAGUCCAGUGUGGGAGGGAGAGGCUGUGACUCUGCAGUGUGGGGCUCAGAUCAAUAAACAGGGCACACAGCUGCAGUACCGCUAUAGCAAAGAGGGGACGGAUCUGAGAGGAGCUGGAUCACAGGAUCAGCACUGGAUCCCAGCGGCAGGGCUGAGAGACACAGGGAGAUACCAGUGUGAAGGGGAGGCAGCAGGGACGGGGCUGAAGAAAAGGAGUGAUCCUGUGUCACUGACUGUGAGAGAGGGACGGCCAAAGCCAGCACUGUCCCGGGACACUCCAAGGAGAGAGAUAUUUGAAGGAGACGCAGUCACCCUGAGCUGUGGGGUUGAGGGGGGUUCUGGUGGCUGGAGAUAUCUCUGGUACAAAGACAGUGAGUCCAGUCCUCCAGUGUACCAGACUGACAGCAGCAGUGGAACUGGAGCCGGAUACACAAUCAGUGCUGCUGCUCUGUCCCACAGCGGAGAGUACUGGUGUGGAGCUGAAAGAAACAGGACACCAUUGAACUCACAAUACAGCCAUCCCAUCUGGGUAAAUGUAACUGCUCUGUUCUCCAGGGUGACUCUGUCAGCCUCUCCAGGAGCCACAGUGAAGGAGGGAGAGGCUCUUAACCUGACCUGUGAGGCAGCAGUGAACAAAACCCCCCGCCCUGAACUCCACUACACCAUUGUGAGAGACGGGGAGCCUGUGACUAACAGCACUGACUCUGCACUGUACAGCAUAGCCAGCACUGAGAAGAGCCACACUGGGAGCUACACGUGUGCUGUGGAGUCACAGGGAGUGAAGAAGAGCAGCCAGGAGAUACACAUUGAACUGCAAACGUCCUGGCACAGCGUUGUUGCUGUUGGCUACAGAGUGAGCUUCUUUCUGAUUCAUGUCACUGUGUUCACUCUGCUGCUCCUUCGAUACUGCAGGAUCCGAGGUUCUGCGUGUAUCGCUGGUGCUAAGUCAAGGAAAACCUCGGAUCAGGAUCAGGAGCAGUCAGCAGAGGGGAUUGAGCUCUCCAGCCGUGCAGCAGACUGGAGUUGA